AUGAUCGAGGAAGCAGUCGGAAGCCAGUCGCAGACGAUAGCACAUAUGAUUGAAGACGAUUGCGUCGCUACUGAGAUCCCUCUCGCAAACGUCAAAGGAACCAUCCUCGCGAUGGUGAUCGAGUAUUGCAAGAAGCACGCUGGUGCUGAUGCUUCAACCGGCGAGGGCAAGGAGGAACUCAAGAAGUGGGACGCUGAGUUCUUGAAGACGAUGGAACAACCCACUCUCUUUGAUGUUAUUUUGGCUGCUAAUUACCUAAACAUUAAAGACCUCCUUGAUAUUUCUUGCCAAGCUGUUGCUGACAUGAUCUCUGGUAAAACCGCAGAAGAGAUUCGCGCAAUUUUGGGCCACUCCGCAAUCUUGUGCCAAUGAUUUUUCUCUACUAGUCACCCUUGUUAAUUCUGACACCAAACUCUCCA
This is a messenger RNA of Camelina sativa (false flax), 419 nucleotides long. The record is from RefSeq and is a predicted model, not a curated record. NCBI's taxonomy places the organism in Eukaryota, Viridiplantae, Streptophyta, Magnoliopsida, Brassicales, Brassicaceae.